UGCAUUUUUAUUUUCUGUUGCUUUUCAGCUUUUCCAUGUUUUCUUGCAUGAUCAUGUUGCUGCGUCUCAGUUUCAUGUUGCUCCUUUGUUGCAGUGUCUUGCCUUGUAUCCAGUCAGGUCACACACACACAGCUGUGUCAUGUCUUUCUUUGUUUAGCUUUGUUUCUUUGCAGUCAGGUGAUAAACAAUACAUCUGUGCUAAUGUGGGCCAAAGGACAGUUUCUGUCAGUCUGAGAAAGUCAUCCGACUGGUGAAACUCACUUUACUCAUUUACUGGUGAUCAGAUAUUUGUGUGUGUGCGAUUCUAGCAGACAGUGUUUUGGUUUUGUUUGAUAACAGCUCUCUGCUGAAAGUGACAGGACUGUCUGAAAUGUGAGACCUCAGCUGUCUGAUUUCCUCUGUGUGUUUGCGUGAGUGUGUUCACAGCUGACAAAGAUUCAUUGUUUUACUGUCAGACUCUUUUAAAAGAAGAUGUGUGAGGUUUUAAAGCAGAUUAUUAGGCUGUGAUUCAGUGCAUUUGUGUGUCCGUGCGUGCGUGCCAAACACAAUAAAAUGUUGUGUGUCUUUCAGGGAUUGGUUUUACUACAGUACAGAAUUAGCUUCUCUGUGUGCUUCCUCAUGUGACUCACCUGAUGACAUCGCUCUAUGACAUCACAGUCUCUGUGAGGUAGUUUUGGUCAAAAGGAAGACGAGGCUGCAUGCACUCAGUCACUCCUCCUUUACUUCUUCUCCCUGAAGUUCUCUCUGUUUUUGUGUUGUUUCUUCCUGGAUCCACUCAGAAGCUGUAAACAUGUUUCUUUGUCUCUGUUAAGCUACGCUAAAGAUGUCCGAUAAUGGGGAGGUCGAGGACAAGCCCCCAGCUCCACCCAUGAGAAACACUAGCACCAUGAUAGGCUCCUGCAACAAGGACCCCACCCCCCUCAACCACAGCUCCAAGCCUCUGCCACCGAACCCAGAGGACAAGAAGAAGAAGGACCGCUCGAUCCGAUUCAUCCUGACCGGAGGAGGUGACAAGACCUAUAAGAAAAAGGAACGGCCAGAGAUUUCACUGCCCUCUGAUUUCGAACACACCAUCCAUGUUGGCUUUGACGCUGUUACCGGGGAGUUUACUGGUAUGCCAGAGCAGUGGGCCCGCCUCCUGCAGACAUCCAACAUCACUAAGCUGGAACAGAAGAAGAAUCCUCAGGCCGUUCUUGAUGUUUUAAAGUUCUACGACUCGAAGGAAACUGCAAACAGCCAGAAAUAUAUGAGCUUCACAGAUAAAAAUGCAGAUGCCUUCAGCUCCUCCACCACAACGAAUGCCAAGGCUGUGUCAGAGACACCUGCCAUAGCAACCGUAUCUGAAGAGGAGGACGAAGACGAAGCUGAACCACCACCGGUGAUUGCCCCCCGACCAGAACACACCAAAUCAAUAUACACCCGCUCAGUGAUCGAGCCCCUCCCUCCUCUCCCAUCAACCAAAGAUGCUGCGACUUCACCCAUCAACCCACCGUCAGCUGCAGGAGCCUCCACUGCUGCUGCCGCCGCCGCCGCUGCCAUCACCCCCGCCCUGUCCACAGACGGAGCCCCCAGCAGCCCUCCCAGUGCAAGCCCCGCCCCUGGACCCUCCAUACCUCAACCCCUAGACAAAACCAGGAAGAAGAAGAUGUCAGAUGAGGAGAUUCUUGAGAAACUACGGACCAUUGUAAGUGUUGGAGACCCAAAGAAGAAAUACACACGCUUUGAGAAGAUCGGACAGGGGGCGUCUGGGACUGUGUACACAGCCAUCGACAUCGCUACAGGACAAGAGGUUGCCAUUAAACAGAUGAACCUGCAGCAGCAGCCGAAGAAGGAACUGAUCAUCAAUGAGAUUCUGGUGAUGAGGGAAAAUAAAAACCCAAACAUAGUCAACUACCUGGACAGUUACCUGGUGGGUGACGAGCUGUGGGUGGUGAUGGAGUACCUGGCUGGGGGUUCAUUGACUGAUGUUGUCACAGAAACGUGCAUGGACGAAGCCCAGAUAGCUGCUGUGUGUCGAGAGUGUCUCCAGGCAUUGGAGUUCCUUCACUCAAACCAGGUCAUCCAUCGAGACAUCAAGAGUGACAACAUCCUGCUGGGCAUGGAUGGUUCCGUCAAACUCACUGAUUUUGGGUUUUGCGCCCAGAUUACGCCAGAGCAGAGUAAACGCAGCACCAUGGUUGGGACUCCAUACUGGAUGGCACCGGAGGUUGUGACCCGUAAAGCCUACGGUCCCAAAGUGGACAUCUGGUCACUUGGCAUCAUGGCCAUAGAGAUGGUGGAGGGGGAGCCGCCGUACCUGAAUGAAAAUCCACUCAGGGCAUUGUAUCUCAUAGCAACCAAUGGUACACCAGAGCUGCAGAACCCAGAGAAACUGUCCACGAUAUUUAGAGACUUCCUGAAUCGAUGUCUGGAGAUGGAUGUGGAGAAGAGAGGGUCGGCUAAAGAACUAUUGCAGCAUCAAUUUUUGAAGAUGGCAAAACCUCUCUCCAGUCUCACUCCUCUCAUUGUGGCUGCUAAAGAGGCUGCCAAGAACAAUCGCUAGAUCUCUCUCUUCCCUCUUCCCCUCCCUCUCUCUCACCCCUUUUCCAACAGUUUCUUUUUUCGGGAGGCACUGGAAGCUGCAGACUGAAUGACUUGACUAGUCUUUCACUUCCACCAUUUUGUCUUUCGUUAACUGCACUGACUGCUCCUUCACCCUGUGACCUUUGACUCCAUGCUCGACCUCCCCCAUACCUGACCCCCC
Solea senegalensis (Senegalese sole) is the source of this 2743-nucleotide messenger RNA. It is a transcript of the gene pak1, whose product is annotated as p21 protein (Cdc42/Rac)-activated kinase 1. The coding region runs from base 824 to 2542 and encodes 572 amino acids. Gene Ontology annotation, cellular component: cytoplasm. Gene Ontology annotation, biological process: intracellular signal transduction; regulation of actin cytoskeleton organization; regulation of axonogenesis. Lineage: Eukaryota; Metazoa; Chordata; Actinopteri; Pleuronectiformes; Soleidae. Gene Ontology annotation, molecular function: ATP binding; protein serine/threonine kinase activity. The record is from RefSeq and is a predicted model, not a curated record. The transcript has 15 exons.